AUUUAUAGAGAUAUUUAUAUAUAUUAAUUUAGAAUAUUGAGUGGUUAGAUCUUCAUGCGAAUGCGCUUUUGAUUCUACGAUUCGCCUGUGACAAUCCCACUACGGUCGAACAAUUCAAUGAUAUUGGCGGUAUCAAACAAAUAUUAAAGUAUAUAGAAGAUACGUUACAUUCGAAAUUUUUUAAACAAGUUCUGGAUAUAGCUGUUUGUUUAUCGCAUACAUCUAGGGGUAGAAAAAUGCUGCACAUGUACGGUAUCAUUGAUUAUUUGUUACACACGUUAUUUGGUAACGUGCAAGAAAUGUACGAAACCAGUUGUCACGGUAUCGGUAUGAUGACUCUAUACAGUCAAGCAGCUAAAGAUUUAACUACAAGCAAUUGCAUGAGAAACAUUCUAGAUGUGCUGAAAAAUGACAAUUUAAACUGGUCUGCUAGACAAGCAGCUUUAUUUGCUUUAAAUCAAUUAAUGAAAUGUGAUAUAAAGAAUUGUGAAGAGUUCUUAACUAUUCAAGGACAGAAUUAUUUGUUGUGGCUGAUGAAACAAACAAUAGGAAAAGUUCCAGUUGAAAUUUUAGUCGAUACUGUAGAUUGCCUUAUUUCAAUAGCAAGGAAUCAAGAAUUGAGAGAUAUUAUUAUUAACACGGAUAUCAUUGAGGCUAUUUAACCUGUACAUCGAUGGACGAUUUCAAAAUCGCCUGCUGUAAAGCUCUAUCCAUGAUGUGUCUAGAGGAGAAGGGAAGACAAGAAUUUCUAAAGAUCGAAGGGCCC
Molecule: messenger RNA, 766 nt
Organism: Apis mellifera (honey bee)
Lineage: Eukaryota; Metazoa; Arthropoda; Insecta; Hymenoptera; Apidae
Exons: 5
Coding region: 237-662 (141 amino acids)
Source: RefSeq, a predicted model, not a curated record